AAUCGGACCAUCGACGACCAGAACGGCGACAGCGUCUCGGGCGCGAAACCCACAUACGGGCCUAGCAUCGACCCCGCCAGCAACUGGACGCAAGGCGCAAACUGUACGAGCUGCCACCUGCUCCCAAACAAGGUCAUCGACGUCUCGCAGGUCUUCGAUGGCACCUGGCACGACUCCACGUACCACCCGGGAGACCCGGACCACACCGUCGACGCUGCGUUCACGGGAACCGCCGUCUACGUGUUCUUCAUCGUGCCGAACUUCGUCCAGUCCACGACGACCCUGGUGAAUGUUAGCUUCUCGAUCGACGGCACAUUCUAUGGGAAGUACGAGCACAUUCCGGACACCUCCUCCACCGUCUUGUACAACCAGCUCGUGUUCCACACGACAGACCUUGUCAACGCCGACCACACCAUCGAGAUACGCGCGAGCGGGUCCAACGCAUCCCUCAUCCUAUUCGACAACAUGAUCUACACC
Molecule: messenger RNA, 477 nt
Organism: Trametes versicolor FP-101664 SS1
Lineage: Eukaryota; Fungi; Basidiomycota; Agaricomycetes; Polyporales; Polyporaceae
Exons: 1
Source: RefSeq, a predicted model, not a curated record